GAGCACCAGACGAGCAACACAAGGACACACACAGACCUUUGGGAAUUUAAACAUCUGAGAACAACAAAAAUAUCUGUUGCUGUUUACUUAUAACCUGGAUCAACAUGAAGUCCGGUCUGUCCAGUGCUGAGCAGUGCAUCAAAUACGCCAUUCGCCUUUAAUUUCAUAUUUUGGCUCGCAGGUACAGGAGUUUUAGCUGUUGGUCUCUGGCUGCGUUUCGAUGAAAGAACUAAAGAACUCUUUACUGCAGCAGAUUCCCCAUCUGUGUUCCUCACAGGGGUCUAUAUCCUCAUUGUGGCAGGUGCCGUCAUGAUGGUGGUCGGGUUCCUCGGCUGCUGUGGAGCAAUAAAAGAAUCGUCAUGCAUGCUGGGAAUGUUCUUCGUGUUCCUGCUCAUCAUUUUUGCUGCAGAGGUGGCCGCUGGAAUCUGGGGAUUGUCCAAUAAGGAAAAGGUCGUGAACGAUAUCCAGGAUUUCUACAAGCAGACAUUUGACAACUACAAAAGCACAAAACAGGAAGCGCUGAGGGAAACUCUGCGAGCAAUUCACUAUGGAUUGAACUGCUGUGGAAAAACAGGACUUCCGAUUGAUGGAGUAUCUGACAUCUGUCCCAAAAAGGAGGGAUUGGAAAUCAUUGUCACAACGAGCUGCCCAAGUGCUAUUGAGGAGAACUUCACAUCUAGGCUUCAAGUGAUCGGAGGAGUUGGGAUUGGCAUUGGGGUGAUCAUGAUCUUUGGCAUGAUCCUCAGCAUGCUGCUGUGCUGCGCCAUCCGACGAACCCGGGACAUCGUAUGAGCUGCCCUUACUGCAACAGCCUGUUUUCUGCUCUGUAUUUAUCUGACUGUGUGUGUGUGUGUGUGGGGUGGGGGGGUGUAUAUGUAUUUGCAAAAUCACUCCGAUAAACUUCUAACAAAGCCCAGCAUUAGUCAAACACUCAAACUGUUACAUGUCGUUUAUACACUGAGUGUAAUAAUGAAUUGCGCUAGAGGCUGCUUUUAAUUUCUUUGGUGUCUCGACUAACGUUCAUUUGCCUCUUUGAAUGUACUUGCAAGCUUCUGAUAUUCUUUUGUAACGUUUUAUGUGGCUUAUUUUAUGUACCUAUAUGGGUGUCUAGAGAGACAGUACAGUAACACCUAGUAAAUUACCAAUAAAGUUGAUAACUAAUUGACUAAA
Molecule: messenger RNA, 1170 nt
Organism: Rhinichthys klamathensis goyatoka
Lineage: Eukaryota; Metazoa; Chordata; Actinopteri; Cypriniformes; Leuciscidae
Gene: cd9b
Product: CD9 molecule b
Exons: 8
Coding region: 310-792 (160 amino acids)
Cellular component (GO): membrane
Source: RefSeq, a predicted model, not a curated record